AAGAUCGACCGCAGGCUUCCUUUCCCCUUUUCUGUUCCCUGGAUGUAAAGCGAUUUUCCGCACCUGAAAACGUCCUUGCUCGUUUCAUAGGCAGUCAACCCGUCUGUCGAGUCGUGCACGGCGAACCGUGGUUGGCGCGCGCCUAUCGCGCCCCACUCCGUAUUUUUUUAUUAUACCUAAACAGGAGGAAGCAUGCGCCAGAGCUCGCGGGAGAGAAAGAAGAGCAUUGACAGCAGCGUCGCAUCUCCGUCUUUCGAGGUUUAAGUCAAAGGAUUACAGCAUCAAUUAUUUUCGUCCAGAGUCUAUGAAAACUUCAGUUUGAAACGAUGAGUGAAUAAUGAAAAGCAGAGAAGGCCUUUCAGAGACCAAACAAACAUCCUUCACUGCAGGCUGGGUUUAGCAGAGGAUAGAUGGGAUCCUAUCUUUAACUGGGAGUCCUCCAUCCAACUAUACUUCUCCUUAUCUCUCCGUCCUGUCCUGGUCUGGUGUGCAGCCUGAGGGAGCUGUGGUUCUGAUCAGACCUCUGGGAGGUAGACCCAGAGAGAGGAGCACACAGGACCUGCUAUGGCCAGCGCAGCAGACGGUGUAGGGAGCCUGAGGAGCCUGAGGAGCCUGGGGCCGGAGCAGCACCUCAGUGUCCAUGACCAUGUGGUGAACGACCACGGAGCCUGGGCCACCGCCAUGAACAACCUGGGUAUCGUACCCAUGGGCCUCGGCAGGCAGCAGCUGGUCUCAGAUUCUCUCUGUAUCCAGGGUUUUGAUCCAGGGCUGGGUCUCCUAGCUCCUAUCAACCCCAUGAUGGCAGGUAUCAGCCUGGUCCCUCCUCCCCCUGGUCCCCCCAUCAUCAAGGAGAUCAUCCACUGCCAGAGCUGCACCCUGUUCCCCCAGAACCCCAACCUGCCUCCUCCGUCAACACGGGAGCGUCCCCCAGGGUGCAAGACAGUGUUUGUGGGGGGUCUGCCGGAGAAUGCCAGCGAGGAGAUCAUCAGGGAGGUGUUUGAUCCGUGUGGUGACAUCAUCGCCAUCAGGAAGAGCAAGAAGAACUUCUGUCACAUCCGCUUCAGUGAGGAGUUCAUGGUGGACAAGUCCCUCUACCUCUCUGGCUACCGGAUGCGUAUCGGCUCCAGUACAGAUAAGAAGGACUCAGGGAGGAUGCACGUGGACUUUGCUCAGGCCAGAGACGACCUGUAUGAGUGGGAAUGUCAACAGAGGCUGCUGGCCAGGGAGGAACGACACCGACGCAAGAUCCACGAAGACUUCUUCCGACCACCCUCGCCACCUCCCAUCAUGCACUUCUCAGACCACGAGGCAGGACUGCUUGCGGAGAGAUUGAAAGAUGACCAUAACUUCAGUGAAGCGACUGCGGUCCUGUUCACAUGGAUCGACCGUGGUGAGGUCAACCGGCGGUCGGCUAAUCACUUCUACUCUAUGAUCCAGUCGGCCAAUAGCCACGUCCGGAGACUGAUGAGUGAGAAGGCCCAGCACGAGGAGGAGAUGGAGCUAGCCAAGGAGACAUUUAAAAACUCCCUGCUGGCCAUACUGACUCAGUUUGAGCAGAUCACGGCUGUGUUCACCGCUGCCUCCAGGCAGAAGGCAUGGGACCAUUUCACUAAAGCGCAGCGCAAGAACAUAGACAUUUGGAGAAAGCAGUGUGAGGAGCUGCGGAACGCCAACAGUGAGGAGAUCAUGGGGAUUCGCCGGGAGGAGGAGAUGGAGAUGUCUGAUGAUGACUCGGAUGAGAGCCCCUGUAAGAAGAUACGUAGGGAGGACAACGGUGUGUGUGGCCAGUCUGGGGCCUCUCUGAGGGAGGAGAAUGACUCUCUGCGCUGGCAGCUGGAGGCCUACAGGAACGAGGUGGAGCUGCUGAGGAAGGAGCAGGGCAAGGCCUGCCACCCCGACGACCCCGAACACUCCCUCAACACACACACACACCUGCUACAGCAGAGCAUGCACAACAUGCAUCAGCAACUGCUGAGUCUGCAGGAUCAGCUGAGGAGUAAGGAGGUGGAGCUGGAGCAGGCUAGAGACGAACACAGAUACCUGGAGGGAGAGGUCCUAGCCCUGAGAGACAAGAUGCUGACUAACGGGGAUGUAGAGGUAGUGGAGGGGACCAACGGAGAAACACCUGAGAAGGUAGUGAACGGCUAUGCCACCACUCUGUACCGCAGCAGAGACAGGAGGAGUGAAGCAGCCGUGAGAGGACCCCUCACAUCAGAGAGAGAGGCUCUGCUACUGGGCAUCAUAUCUACCUUCCUCCAUGUCCAUCCGUUUGGAGCCAACAUCGACUAUCUGUGGUCCUACAUCCAGAGACUGGACACUACGGUGUCAGCGGGUGAGUUGGAGUCUCUGAUGGGUCGUCUGCCCAGUGUCUUCAGACAGGAGCUGAGUGGAGUGGGAGCCACGCUGGAGAAACGCUGGAAGUUCUGUGGCUUCCAGAGCCUCGCCUCCAUGUGAUACAGGGACACAAACACAUCACAUGACCCAAGACACACACAUGGCCUGACAGACCACGUGUGGUACAGGAACAUACACACUUCCUGACCAGCCACAAAGCCUGGUGGACACAUGAAUAGAAGGCGUGUCAAAUCCACAGACUGUGUUUGAACGGUGUGUGUAUGUUGUGUAUCCAUAGACAUCCACAGUACAUGGUGAUGAUACUCAAAAACAAUACAGACACUGAUGGAUCUUUCCGAGGUCAUAUCUUUGAGAAGGAUUUGCUGACACGGAGGUAGAGGGAUCCACACGGAUCUCCACUCGAUGCUGUAAAACUAUAUCCACAGAUGUCAGACAAGGAGGUCACAGAGCAGACAGUCUCUAUGGUAACCUAGUGACCAGACCCCAGCCAACAGAACCUCUCAUUGACUGGAGUUGUGUGCGAUGCCUAUUUCUCUGUUCUCUCUCUCUGUUCUCUCUCUCUCUCUGUUCUCUCUCUCUCUCUCUCUCUCUCUCUGUUCUUUCUCUAUUCUCUCUCUCUCUCUGUUCUCUCUCUCUCUGUUCUCUCUCUCUGUUCUCUCUCUCUCCCUGGAGCAGUUGUGUAACUAAUUUGUCAACAGCUGACUCCCACUAGGCUGGGAGGGAUCCAGGAAUAUCGGACGGCUGCAAUCGAAAUAUGGAUGGGAAUGGGGAAAAUUUGAGAAUUGGGUUACUGAUUUAUAACUGUAACCCUUGUUACCCCCCACGUCCAGUGUGUUGUGGGGCUUUUUGCUGUAAAACCCAGUUUCACACUCCAACAGGAUUGAAGCAUUAGCCAGCCUCUCUCUCUCUGUCUGUCUGUGACCCAGAACUGACUUUAGUAGCCUACUGAUGACUGGUACUGAUACUGUUGGGUUGGGUUGGGACUGUACUGUAGGUCUCCCCCUCUGGAUGUCUUUUUGCUCUGGCCUUCUGUGUCCAGUGUGUGCUGUGCGUUGAAUUGGUAUCUACUCAUUUAAAUGAUUAUGUUUUCUAAUGUAAUAAAAGGUUUUUAUC
This is a messenger RNA of Oncorhynchus gorbuscha (pink salmon), 3468 nucleotides long. Its product is annotated as ecto-NOX disulfide-thiol exchanger 1-like. Gene Ontology annotation, biological process: ultradian rhythm. Bases 565 to 2454 code for a protein of 629 amino acids. The record is from RefSeq and is a predicted model, not a curated record. Gene Ontology annotation, cellular component: plasma membrane; external side of plasma membrane. Lineage: Eukaryota; Metazoa; Chordata; Actinopteri; Salmoniformes; Salmonidae. Gene Ontology annotation, molecular function: RNA binding; protein-disulfide reductase activity. The transcript has 16 exons.